Messenger RNA from Diaporthe amygdali, 1311 nucleotides. RefSeq lists its product as uncharacterized. Bases 1 to 1311 code for a protein of 436 amino acids. The transcript has 2 exons. Lineage: Eukaryota; Fungi; Ascomycota; Sordariomycetes; Diaporthales; Diaporthaceae. The record is from RefSeq and is a predicted model, not a curated record.
AUGUAUGCUCUCGGACAAUUGGCCCACGGAACUCUCUCCAUCCAACAAUUUAAUCAGCAGCAUGCGGGGUUCCCAUACGAGACUGUCAAGAUCACCAAGUUCUCCGAGGGUAAAUCUGAGUUCCAGUCUCAACAAAUGACUGAAACUGAGCUGCUCGACUUCGCAGCAGGAAAAUACCAGGGAUCUCCGUCAGGUGCUGUUGCAGCGUUGGCAGAUCUGAGCCUGAUUGUCAUCCCGCGAAUUGAGCGCAUUUGGGAGAGAUGUCUGCUGAUUUCAGAGCCAAAUCUCCUCAAGCUGUUUGAUCUCUUUGAGUUAGAUCCAUUUGCUCUCUAUUUUCUCUCGAACGGCUACAUGGGUUACAACCACUGGACAACAGGAAAUGGCCAAACCACCCACUAUAUCGCGACCAGCUUCUAUACAGCGGUUUGGUGCUGUACGACCUCGAAGUCAAAUACGGAGCUCAAAUCUACUCGCAUCAUACUGUUUAACAGAACACCGGGCAGAGAACGAAAAGCUCUUGACAUGACCGAAGACGAGUUAGGCAAUAUGUUGCAUGAAUCUGUGGCUUAUCUGGAAAAGCCGAGUCUCGUCCCCUUUACAGUUGCACUGCAAAUUGUGAAAUGGCUGGACCGAGCUUCUCAACGCGGGCUCUCAACAGUCAGGCAGAUGGAAGCCAACACUGACCAUGGCAACUGGCGUAAAUCCGGCGUCCAAGUCAGUGGUAUCGACGACAUCACGAAGUGGUCGAAGGAGAUGUCAUCCUUGCUCGUCGAUUUAGCGAACCAUUUCAGACACAUAGACAUUGCAACGGGUUUGCUCACUCUUCUUAGAGAAGAGCUCACUCGACCAGAAAUGACGAAAGACCCAAUGACCGGAGCCUUGAGGAAAGACAACACGGAGAGUCUCAGAGCGGCAACGCAGACGUUGGAGAGGCAUUUGGCGUGGCGCAAGACAUCCAUUCAAUAUCUACAUGAGAGAGUCAAGAGCCAGGUUAGCAUGCUCUCUACCAUGCUCACCCAUGAAGAUGCUAGAGCGAGCAUCGAGCUCGCUGAUGCGGCAAAACGCGAUGGGUCAUCCAUGAAGACGAUCGCGGUCGUGACGAUGGCUUUCCUGCCGGCGACGUUUUUUGCUGCGCUCUUUGCGAUGCCAUCACUGCAGUGGGACCAGCCAGCAGGACGUAUCAUACAACCCACAUUCUGGAUAUACUGGGUCUUCACAGUACCGGCGACGUUACUUGUUUUCAUAAUCUGGUUUCUUCUAAGUCAUCACGGCUCCUGGAGGCGUGUGAACACCCGGAUCUCUCGCGUAUAG